GUGGGGCUUCCGGCUCUCUGGGCGGCGGCAGAUUUGAAAAGUGCUGCGAACGGCUUCUGGAGGGUGGAGGUGGGCGAGGGGCGCGAGAAUCACCGUCCUCGUCCUCGCGUUGUCGUGGCCCGGGGCCGAAGACUUUAGGAAGUGACUGGGCGCCCAGGACCCAGGGGUCGAAGGAGGACCCCAGCAUGGAAACCUUGUCUUUUCCUAGACUGACUCCAGCUGAGAUCGUGACUCAUGUCCAAAAUUCAAUCCUGACAGGAGCUGAUGGCAAAACCCUUUCCAAGAAUGAUAUUUUUCCAAAUCCAAAGCCUGAAGUCUUGCGUAAAAUUUUCUUGCGAACUCUACAAAUCGUAUAUGGGAUUCCACUGGACCCCUUUUACAUGAUGCCAGUGAACAUUGAAGUCAUGUACCCACAGAUAAUGGAAGGCUUCUUACCAUUAUGUAACUUGUUUAUUUAUAUGGAGGCUUUUCUUCGCAUUUGUCGGGUGAAUGAUUUUGAGUUUGCUGAUAUUCUGUACCCAAAAGGAAAACGUACAUGUCGGUUUCUAAGUGCCAUCAUCAACUUCAUUCACUUCAGAGAAUCACGUCGAGAAACGUACAUGAAACACUUAUUGGAAUAUAAAUCCUCCGUGGACAAGAUGCAGCAGCUGCACACAGCGCAGCAGGAAGCGCUGAUGAAACUGGAGAAACUUGACUCUGUCCCAGUUGAAGAGCAAGCCGAGUUCAAGCAACUCUUAGAGGACAUCCAUGAGCUGCAGCAGACACUGAACGGGUUUCGUCAGAAGACAGUAACAAUACAAGAAGGAAUUUCCCAGAAGAAGUUAGACCUUUCUAAGACCACUAAACGUUUGAAUGAAUUAAAAUUGUCACUAGUUACUUUGAAAGAAGAGCAGGAGAGUUUGAAAGCAAAAAUUGUGGACUCUCCAGAGAAGUUAAAGAAUGAUAAAGAGAAAAUGAAAGAGACAGUGCAGAAACUCAGAAAUUCAAAGCUUGAAGUGACUGAGAAAUAUGAAGCCUAUAGAGAUGCAAUUGAGGGUAUGCCUUCAUUCCAAAUGGAGCUACAGUUAUAUCAGAAGAAAAUGCAAGAACUUGCAGAGAGCAUGGACAAAGUAACAAGGAUCUUGAAAGAGAACCAAUCCCUGGAGGACCAGAUUGAAAGUGCUCAGACAGAAUUAAAGAAACUGAAGACCGAGGAAACUUCACUGAAAAGACUAGUCAUCGUCGAGAAAGAGAAGCUUGCCACAACCCAGCUGAAGAUAAAUAAGAAGCAUGAGGAUGUCAAGCAAUAUAAACGCUUAGUACUGGAGGAAUGUAAUAAACUUCAAGAGAAGAGAGGAGCUGUAUGUGAACAAGUGACAGCUAUUAAUUGUGAUGCCCAGAAAGUCAGACGUGAAAUACAGCAGCUCAAAGAUGUCACCGAAAGUGAGAAGCUAAAAUUCCAGGAAAUCUUCUUCACCUUGAAAAGUGCUGUGGAGAAAUACCAUGAAGCCAUGGAAAAGGCAGCAGAGGAGGGCAAAGCUAGAAUUAGUGAAAAAGCUGCCGAGCUAAGGAGGGAGUUUAUCAUUUAGACUACACUGAAUCGAUUCAUUUGAUUUGCUCAGAACUUAAACAAGUAUGUGAAUAACCCAGUAUAAUCCAGUGAAGACCAUCUGAGUGUUAGGAUAAGUAGCCUGGGGCUCCCUGGAUGGAAAUUAAAGCAUGCUUUGACACCUAAGGAUCUUCUAAAAUACUCCUUUUAAAGAAAUCGUUUGUCAAUAAAGUAAUUCUCCUCAGUA
Molecule: messenger RNA, 1775 nt
Organism: Phascolarctos cinereus (koala)
Lineage: Eukaryota; Metazoa; Chordata; Mammalia; Diprotodontia; Phascolarctidae
Gene: NUF2
Product: NUF2 component of NDC80 kinetochore complex
Biological process (GO): kinetochore organization; mitotic spindle organization; meiotic chromosome segregation
Cellular component (GO): kinetochore; Ndc80 complex
Molecular function (GO): protein-containing complex binding
Source: RefSeq, a predicted model, not a curated record